AUGUCCACCUGUCAGCAAGUGAGCACACCGCCAUCUUUCAAGUUUCCAAGUUUCAAUCAGUUGGGACCCGCCAAUAAAUGGUCCCACACUAACCUGAGGCCGUGUAUGUAUAUCAUACAAUCUGGAUGAUCACGACGAUCAUCACCUGACCGGAGCUUAGCCGGCAGCUCAUAACCGGGAAAAAUGUCAGGUUCUAAGUUGAACAAAUGCGGCUAUUUCUAUAGGCUAAUAGUGCCUUCCAUUCUACAGCAAAAUAAGCUGAUGAUUCCAAGGAAGUUUGUUAGGAAAUUUGGAGAUGAACUUUCAGGUGUUGCUACACUCACUGUUCCAGAUGAUAGAAUAUGGCUUGUGACAAUAAGACAAAUUGACCAGAAGUUAUGGUUUUGUAAUGGUUGGCAUGAAUUUGUAGUGCAUUACUCUAUUUGCACUGGCCAUUUCUUGGUCUUCAGAUAUGAAGGAAAUUCAAAUUUCAGUGUUCAUAUGUAUGUUUUAGAACCUUAUCGUUUAAAAGAUCCAUUCACCAUGAUGAAGACUAUUAAGGAUUAUAGCGAGCAGCAUCAUGUAUUUGAUGAAAUAGACGAUGGCGACUCUGUUGAAAUCUUGGGUUCUUCUCCUGCACGCGUCGCUUGUGAUCAUUUGAAACCGAAGACUUUCGAUGAACAUGUGGAGCCAAACACAACCUGCAGAAACUACAAUCUCCCAUCACCUCAGAAUUUGCAUAAUGAAGCAAGCUACCAUCCAUCAGGGGAUUCUGUUAAAUUACAACCAACAGUUCAUUCUACUCAAGGUAUAGGCUCUUGCACUAACGAGCUUCAAAAUUCUGUAGAUGAUAUGAGAUUGGAACUGUCACAUGAAAAGAUACAAGAACAUGAGAAAACUAUGAGAAAGAAGCUGGGCAUUGAUGAAGAAAACCUGGACCCUUCAAAUGCUGCUGAUAUAGCAAAGAGGUCAAGGGAGGGUCAAAGUUCUGCAGAAUCAGCAAGAAAACUUAAAAUAAUUCGAAGGAAGAAGCAGAGCAUUGAUCCUAGUAAGAGGAAGCCAACAGCUCGACGAAAUGUUCAAGGUGAGAACCGCUCUAGAUACUAUAAAAGAGCUUCUGUGAGAAAGAGAACUGUAACAAAUGAGGAUCAAGAAAGGGUGAAGACUGCAGCAGCAGCAUUCGAGUCUGUUAACCCUUUCUGUAGGGUUGUCCUGCGUGCAUCAUAUUUAUACAGGGGUUGCAUCCUGCAUUUACCAUCCUGCUUCGCCAGAAAGCAUCUAAAUGGGGUUUCAGACUGGAUUAAACUUCAGUUUUCUGAUGGGAAACUGUGGUCCGUUCGAUGCAGUUAUAAAGCAGGCGGUGCGAAACUAAGCCAGGGAUGGUACGAGUUCUCAAUGAAUAAUGGUUUUGCAGAAGGAGAUGUUUGUGUGUUUGAGCUGCUAAACUUGAGGGAUACUGUGUUGAAAGUUACAGUAUUUCGCGUAUGAUGACAGGCGACAUCUAGUAAAUUUAUAUCAUAACCAAUGUACAUACAACAGUUGUCCAGAGAAUCCAGAAACUCCUAAGAGUGUUCUUGCCAGUUUUAGAACGUUUUCUGUUCUCUCUUAGGUUGUUUUUUCUUAGCAGUAGGAACUCUUGAUGUCUGUCUAACUAAAACUUUAACUUGAACAAUGUUGUAAUAUUAUCAGUAGGUGAUGCACAUACUCAAGUUGCAUGGAUGAACAUCCAUAACAUUAAGG
Molecule: messenger RNA, 1719 nt
Organism: Manihot esculenta (cassava)
Lineage: Eukaryota; Viridiplantae; Streptophyta; Magnoliopsida; Malpighiales; Euphorbiaceae
Product: B3 domain-containing transcription factor VRN1
Exons: 4
Coding region: 184-1467 (427 amino acids)
Molecular function (GO): DNA binding
Source: RefSeq, a predicted model, not a curated record